Messenger RNA from Dermochelys coriacea (leatherback sea turtle), 616 nucleotides. It is a transcript of the gene MLANA, whose product is annotated as melan-A. Lineage: Eukaryota; Metazoa; Chordata; Testudines; Dermochelyidae. The transcript is spliced from 5 exons. The record is from RefSeq and is a predicted model, not a curated record. Gene Ontology annotation, cellular component: trans-Golgi network; endoplasmic reticulum membrane; melanosome. The coding region runs from base 152 to 493 and encodes 113 amino acids.
UUGGAAUUUAAACUCGUGAUAGUCAUGAGUGUAGAGACCAAAUAAAAAAAAUCAAUGAAGUGGAAAAAGGAAAGAGGAAAAAGUUGCUUCCACCUAGCAGACAGAGAGUGUGGAUCUGUGAAGAAGGUGUGACCAAAACCUGUCUUACAAAAUGCCCAAAGGAGACCACCAAACAGAUGGCAUCUUCAGCAGAGGGAAGCGAUAUACUUAUCUUGCAGCACAAGAGGCUGCAGGUAUUGGAAUCCUUGUUGUGGUUCUUGCAGUUUUACUGAUCAUUGGCUGCUGGUAUUACAAAAGGCGAUGUGGCUAUAAAAACCUCCGGAGUAAAAGCUUGCAUGCUGGCACUAUGAGAAGAGUGGCAGGUGAAGAUGCCCCACUGGAUUGCAAAGCACUUUUACAGGAGUACAGCAACUUUAACUCUGUGGUACCUGAUGCUCCACCAGCAUAUGACAAAAUCUCUGCCGACCCAUUGCCACCACUUUAUUCGCCAUGACGUUGAGUCAGUCUUAAACUCUAAGUACACAGAUUGAUUCUCUUUGUGCUUUUGCUUAAACUCAUGUUCAAACCAAGCAUUCUUUAUGGGUAAACUGUAAUAAUAAAGUACACAUUUCCAUGA